Molecule: messenger RNA, 291 nt
Organism: Puccinia graminis f. sp. tritici CRL 75-36-700-3
Lineage: Eukaryota; Fungi; Basidiomycota; Pucciniomycetes; Pucciniales; Pucciniaceae
Exons: 2
Coding region: 1-291 (96 amino acids)
Source: RefSeq, a predicted model, not a curated record
AUGCAUGCGGAAAUCAUCAACACCCACGUUCCUGGAAAUUCACUCAAUUCUUGCCGAUGUUGUACUUUAAACUCUGAAACUUUACUAGCUAGGCAAAAAAUACCAUAUCUUGCCCAAUUCACUCAAAAGAAAUCAAAUGGAGAAAAUUGCCUCAACCCUCUCCAAAUAAUGGAGGAAACUAAACAAAACUCUAAAAAACUCUGGACAGAAACAAGGAAAAGUUUGACUCUGGAGAAACUAAGGGUUGAAUCUUCAAAGCUAGCUGUUCAAGAUCAACUCAAUCUAAAAUAA